Tripterygium wilfordii is the source of this 2953-nucleotide messenger RNA. Its product is annotated as PX domain-containing protein EREL1. NCBI's taxonomy places the organism in Eukaryota, Viridiplantae, Streptophyta, Magnoliopsida, Celastrales, Celastraceae. The coding region runs from base 433 to 2634 and encodes 733 amino acids. The transcript is spliced from 10 exons. Gene Ontology annotation, molecular function: phosphatidylinositol binding. Gene Ontology annotation, biological process: protein transport. The record is from RefSeq and is a predicted model, not a curated record.
UCACUCGAUCGAAAGUUUCCUUGUUUGAUGACUCUCGAGAGACUCUCUCUCUCUGCGAAGACACGGGAAGAGUCGGAGAAACCGAAGAAGAAGAGACGGAAUUAGAAUUGAAGCAGGUGAUACACUACACAUCGCGGCUUCGUCUCGCGACGUUUCUUUAUCCUCUGUUAACGUGCCCUUUGGUUUGGCACUGAACGGAAGUGACGACUGUGGAUGUGAAAGUUUACGAUCGCCACCGUUUUUGUUCGGUUCCGAUUGGGCCACUUCUACCAAUCCUAUAACCAAAAGGCAAAACCCUAGCUCUUCAAUUCGAUAGAGAGUAUCAGAUGGGCAAUUUGGUUAAAUCAAGUAUAAUUGUCAAUUUCUAGGGAGAAAGAGAGAGUGUGCGCGCUAAGAUGAUGCCGAGGCUCAGUCCACCGAAUCACAGGCACGAUGGGACUUCGCCGCUGCCGUUGGGGAUGGACUGGAGCCCGCCCCCUCGAAAAUGGAAGUCAUGUGCUUCAUGCAGAACGGACAGGACACGGUUUGGCCUCACGAUCCUCGUACAGGAUGGAGUUAUUGUGUCACAAUACCCUCAUGGGUGGUUCUUCCAAAAUCAAGAGAUUCAGAUCCUGUAGUGGUAUUCAAAUUGAACGACUCUCCAAUGUUAUUCUAUACCAAGGGGUUCAGGUUGGUGUGCAAUCACCCGGUGAGAUUUCAAUUACACGUGGUGUACUGAGAAGAUUUAAUGAUUUCUUGAAGUUAUUUAGUGAUCUUAAAAAGGCCUUUCCCAAGAAAAGUCUUCCGCCGGCUCCUCCCAAGGGACUUUUGCGUAUGAAAAGUAGGGAACUGUUGGAAGAGAGAAGGUGCUCAUUGGAGGAAUGGAUGACAAAGCUACUAUCUGACAUUGAUAUAUCAAGAACUGUAGCAGUCGCAUCCUUUCUCGAAUUAGAAGCUGCUGCUAGGUCUUCAUUUCAAGAUGUGGAUCAGCAAGCUUCUGAAGCAAAUAAUACCAGCAAUAGCACAACAUCUUCACCUCACGUUCCUCCCCUCUCAAGCUUGUCACUUGUUGGUGCUAGUUCUUCAAUCACGUCUGAUUAUGGCAGUGAUACGGCUUACGAUACAUCCGAUCUUGGCACUCCAAGACUAGGAAAGGAUGAAAAUUUUGAAACUGGUGUGGGGGAUAUAACAUUGGGUGAAGAUUUGACUAACCCUAUAGAAAAGCUUGUAAAUUAUGGCAUCUCCAACAUUGAUGAAGGACUCUUUAUGGGACAAACUAUUCUAGAGCAGCUUGAAGGUUUUCCAAGGCAUAAACCACAUGCCAAUCUUGUUAAUAAUGUUGUAAAUAUGGAUAAUUACAAUGGGAAUGGUUCCAAAGCUUCAUUUCUUUCAACCAAUGGACUGGAACUUUUCUCCGAGCCUGAGCGUGGCAAAACUAUAGGUCAUGCUCGAAAGCUGUCGACGGAAAGUGCUGGAAGUGACAUAAGUUCUUUGAGAAACAGUGAUUUUUCACUCUCUGGCAUUCCAAAUGUAUCUGCUGAUGGGUCUUUGGAUCUUUCUGGAGGUGCUGAGGUAUCAAUUAGUACAGAGAUUCAUAGCGGUACAGAGUUGCAGUUUGCUUCUAACUCACAACUUGUCAUUCCAGUGGAUCAACGCCUUAAGAUGAACAGGGUCCUGUUGACCAUGCAGCGCAGACUGGUCACUGCAAAAACAGACAUGGAGGAUCUUAUAUCAAGAUUAAAUCAAGAAAUAGCAGUUAAAGAUUAUCUUGACACAAAGGUCAGGGAUUUGGAGGUGCAACUUGAAGCUACUAAACAGAGAAGUAAAGAAAACCUGCAGCAAGCCGUUAUGAUAGAGAGGGACAGAUUUACCCAAAUGCAGUGGGAUAUGGAGGAACUAAGGCAAAAAUCUUUGGAAAUGAAGUUGAAAUUGAAAUCCGAAGAGGAUGAAAAGUCAUCUACUGUUUUGAUAAAAGAAUCUACCAUUGAUGAAAACUUCGAAUUGCUGGAUGAUUUGAAUGCUACCAAAGAGCAGCUUGAGAAAUUGUCAAAGCAAUAUGAAGAGCUAGAAGCAAAAUCAAAAGCAGAUAUUAAAGUUCUUGUUAAAGAGGUUAAAUCACUCAGACGCUCCCAGACAGAACUAAAGCAGGAGCUUAGUCAGUCACUGAAGGAAAAAUCUGAAGUUGAGAAACUUCUUGAACUGGAAAGACAAAUUGGUGAGCAUGGAAAAAUUGGUCGGAGGAAGCUGCUGAAUGAAUGCAGGAUUCUUUGCAACCAGCUUCAGGAAUGCAGUGCUAAACUGUCCAUUGAAGAUGAAGAUAAUCCGAUCACAGAAUCAGCCUCUUUGACAGAUGCUUUGAACUUGUUGACUAAAUCUGAUGACCAGCUUGCCCUGCUACUUGCAGAGGCACAACAAUUAUCUGUGGAAGAUGGAACCACUACUAGAGCCAAUGUACAUUUUGGCAUUGAUGAUGAUGAUUCGAGAACAAUAGAUGUUGAGUUGAGGAAGAUGCUAGCAGAAAUCUUCACCGAUAAUGCGAGAUUGAGAAAACAGGUAAACGCUGCUCUACGCCGUGUCCUCAAAAUGGAUAAAGUUUGUAAUAGUAAUAUAGAAGCUCCAAGGAUAAGCAUACCAAGCGAGCCUGUGGAAACAUAGCAUCGGCGAGUCAAUUACUGCGGUUCUGAAUCAGCUGGCAUUUCAACUGGUAAUGUUUACACUAAACCAGCAGUUAUCGCCUACUUUUGUACCCACCUGUAUAGGCGAAUCAGGAAUGUUUGUUCUCUAUAUCCUUUGUAAUCUAAAGAGGAGUGGGAAUAUCAUAGAUAAGCAGUCAAAUUAAAUUGACACAUUGAUUCAGUCUCACUUGUCAACAGGUUGAUCUCACUGCUUUGUGAUAGCAGUGCGGAUAUGUAUAUCUUGCCACUUAUGUUAAGAUAAUUCUUGAUUAUUAUUAUCAUCCUUUUUUCAGUUCUAA